AUGGGAGGAAGUUUUAUAAGAAAAACUCGAAAAUUAUGUUUUGUAUAUUUUGUGGUGAUUUGUACUUUAGGGCAACAUGUUUUACAAAUUUAUGCUGAAGAAGAUUCAUUGGCUGGAAGUUUUUUGACAGGUUUAUUGGAGACAAUAUCAAGUACAGAAAAUUCAAAAGACUGUCCAGGUGUAUGUGUUCACGCGUUAGCCACACUUAUAUGUUACGAUGUCCUAGAAGAUGUACAAUGUAGUUCCCCAUCAAUGCGAUGCUGUAUUGAGUCAGCGCCUGCGAACGAGACAAGCAUCGAUAAAGUCUCAAAUUCAACGCAUCACACGAACGUUUCCAAUAAUAAUAAAAUUCAUGAGAAACCAACACAGAAACCAAUUGUUUCAAAUUAUAAUGCUGCUGCGGCUGCCGAUAAGGAAGAAUCGAUGAACAAUAGUUAUAAUAAUAGCAAUAAAAAAGAUACAGAUAAUGGUUCAAAUCCGUGUCCAGGAGUUUGUGUAGCAGAACGAGUUGCCGAUUACUGUGAAGCGAUAUUAGUCUCCGAAGAUUUAUGUAAACCACAUUCAAGAUGCUGUGUAACACAAGAUUUAUACGGCGAUAAAAAACCAAAUAAUUUGGUUAUACCAAAUAAAAAUAAAAACGGCCAAAACAGUCAUAACGACUCACAUGGAGGAGGUACAACAGUCAAACACACAACAUCGUAUUACCAUCAUCAUACGACAACCCCCUAUACACCAUAUAUGCCACAUACGUCACACAUGACACAAGCACCCCCAAAAACAGCACUCCAACAAAAAUUUCGACCAUGUAAUGGUGAAUGUGUAAGUGGUUUAUUUGCCUUGUUCUGUGAUGAUGUAAAUUCGGAAGCGGAUUGUCCGGGUGACGCAAGCUGUUGUGUGACACAUUCAUCCACAGAUCAUGUAACAACGACCCCAAAACCAACGUCAACACCAAAACCUCAAUUGCCACGAUGUCCUGGCUUCUGUAUACAUAACAUAAUGGUGGCAUUCUGUGAACGACCAUCAAUUCUAAUACCAGAUACAUUAAAUUGUAAAAAAGAAUUUAUGUGCUGUGACAAUACUAGAAUACCAGUGACCCCAAAACAAAAACCACGACCAACACCACAAACAACAACACCAAUUCCAGUUACACAAAGGCCAGACAACCGGACAGACUGCCCUGGCUCAUGUAUUGUAUCGUAUUUGUCGUUUACAUGUUUCAGAAAUGCUGAAAUGACAGAUUUAUUCAAAUGUCGAAAACCUGGUACUCAAUGUUGUGCUCCAAAAUCAUUAAUAAAGGAUGUUUAUGGUACCAAAUAUAACUCGUCGUUAUCGCAAAGUCAUUCAGAUCAUGUCACGGAACAUACAUCACCACGUAUUGAAACACCAAUUAUGGCCACGUCACGGCCUCAAACACAAGUGCCAGAAACUACAACACAUGUGUAUCCAAUGAGUGUCCCAAAUUCAACUCGAUCGCCAGUGUACAGCAAAUACGUUUGUGGUGUGAAAGGUACGUCCAGAAGUGGGCGAGUUAUGGGUGGCGAAGAUGGAGAACAUGCCGAAUGGUGUUGGCAAGUCGCUUUAAUCAACUCCUUGAAUCAAUAUCUAUGUGGAGCAGCUUUAAUCGGUACUCAAUGGGUCUUGACUGCCGCCCAUUGCGUGACAAAUAUUGUCCGAUCUGGGGACGCAAUUUAUGUACGAGUUGGUGACCAUGAUUUAACUCGAAAGUAUGGAAGUCCGGGUGCUCAAACUUUAAGAGUUGCUACCACAUAUAUUCAUCACAAUCAUAACAGCCAAACGCUUGAUAAUGAUAUAGCGUUGCUUAAACUCCAUGGACAGGUUGAAUUAAAAGAUGGCGUAUGUUUGGUAUGUCUUCCAGCACGAGGCGUUAACCAUGCGGCAGGAAAACGAUGCACUGUUACAGGAUAUGGUUACAUGGGAGAAGUUGGACCAAUUCCGUUGCGUGUACGAGAAGCAGAAAUUCCAAUUGUAAGUGAUGCGGAAUGUAUUCGAAAAGUGAAUGCGGUUACUGAAAAGAUAUUCAUUUUACCGGCAAGUAGUUUUUGUGCUGGCGGCGAAGAAGGUAACGACGCAUGUCAAGGAGACGGCGGUGGUCCGUUAGUUUGCCAGGAUGAUGGAUUCUACGAACUUGCCGGAUUGGUCUCAUGGGGUUUUGGAUGUGGGCGUGUUGAUGUACCGGGUGUUUACGUUAAAGUAUCAUCGUUUAUCGGUUGGAUUAAUCAAAUUAUCAGUGUUAACAAUUUAUAA
Molecule: messenger RNA, 2265 nt
Organism: Chrysoperla carnea
Lineage: Eukaryota; Metazoa; Arthropoda; Insecta; Neuroptera; Chrysopidae
Product: protein masquerade-like
Exons: 8
Coding region: 1-2265 (754 amino acids)
Biological process (GO): proteolysis
Molecular function (GO): serine-type endopeptidase activity
Source: RefSeq, a predicted model, not a curated record